Molecule: messenger RNA, 3265 nt
Organism: Haplochromis burtoni (Burton's mouthbrooder)
Lineage: Eukaryota; Metazoa; Chordata; Actinopteri; Cichliformes; Cichlidae
Gene: foxo6b
Product: forkhead box O6 b
Exons: 2
Coding region: 856-3051 (731 amino acids)
Biological process (GO): regulation of transcription by RNA polymerase II
Cellular component (GO): nucleus
Molecular function (GO): DNA-binding transcription factor activity, RNA polymerase II-specific; RNA polymerase II cis-regulatory region sequence-specific DNA binding
Source: RefSeq, a predicted model, not a curated record
CCUGUUCUAGAGGGAGUGACUUGAUCCAGGCGGCGUCCAAUUAUAUGGAAGCAGCACUUAUUCCACUUUAUUCCAGGCUACAGUUGAGUGGCUUGGAGCCUUCAGAGACACACAGACUUGUAGAAUAAAGGCAGAGCAACAGACAGAGAGACGGUACCCAUGUGACAUGUGCACGGAAAGCUGAAGACAAAGGUAGAAACCACACCGAGUCAGGUUGCGCGGAGAGGAGGCAGAGGAUGCUCCCAAACAAACCCACGAGAGGCUUCUUUUUUUCUCUCAUCUGGAAAUUUACGGCUUCACAUGAAUGAUUCAUGAGAGCCUGUUUUGAUUUCUAAAGGAGUAAAUAGGCUCUGUUUCACUGGCCAACCUGCCAAAACGCGCCAGCAGAGCUGGGAUCAGAGCCUGGAGAAAAAUCUGAAGUCAAUUAAUUUGGGGGGAGUUUGAUAAGAAUUCUGGACCUCGUCUGUCAAGGAUCAACUGUUGCUGCAGCCGGAGCGCGAACAGAGACAUUCUCCAAGUGUGUCUGGCUUUUUUACUGGAUGUUUGACCGUCACUCGGUUGUGCAUGCAGCCACACAGCCAGUGUUGUGCAAUUAACAUGGAAGAGAGACUGAUACUGCUUUUGAUGCCUUGGAUACACCUUCAUCUGUCCUGAUGUGAUGCCACAUUGUUGCGCUGAGGAGAAUGAUAAUAUGCCACACAGCUGCUGAUAAUCCCUGUGUGUGAAACUGUACAAAUACAUCUUUUUACCCCCGUUUGGACAGUUUGGGCAUUUUCACUCACUGUCACGUCAACACUGACACGCGUUUUGUUACUGUGACCUUGCCCGGUUUUGACAUCUAUUCAGCGGGAGAUCAUGCUGAUGAUGAUGGAGAACAGCGGCGUGGAUGUGCAUCAGGUUGACAUCGAUUCGGAAUUUGAGCCUCACGCUCGGCCGCCGUCGUGCACCUGGCCGCUGCCGUGUCCGGAAGACUUCCCCGGGGGAGAGGAGGCGAGCCGAGGUCUGGCCCUGGCGGCAGUCAAAGUGGAGCAGUACAACGUGCCGGCGUGCCGGGGCGAGAGGAAAGGCGGCGCGCCGGCCGAGAUCAAGCAUCCGGCCGGCGCCCCGGCUCCGGUCGUGGCCGCUCCCGCCUGCAUGUCCGGGGCUGCCCUCGACGUGGCCGGCCAGCUACGCAAAGCCAAGUCCUCCCGACGGAACGCGUGGGGAAACCUGUCGUAUGCAGAUCUCAUCACCCGUGCCAUCGAGAGCACCCCGGAGAAGAGGCUCACCCUGUCCCAGAUAUACGACUGGAUGGUUCGCUUUGUUCCUUAUUUUAAGGAUAAAGGCGACAGCAACAGUUCAGCCGGGUGGAAGAAUUCUAUCAGGCACAAUCUGUCGCUGCACAGUCGCUUCAUCCGGGUGCAAAAUGAAGGGACGGGGAAGAGUUCCUGGUGGAUGCUCAACCCAGAAGGCGGGAAGAUGGGAAAGGGACCGAGGCGACGUGCAUCUAUAGACAAUGGCACCCGCUACCUGAAGACGAAGGGUCGCAUCAGCCGGAAGAGAGCAGGGGCCAUGGGGCUCCAACGAGGACAAGGUCAGGGAGCUGGACCAGUGAUGCAAGGCUCCCCAGAGCACGGCAGUCCAGCGGCGAAAGGAGGUGUGGGCAUAGGUGGAGAGGAGUAUGAUACUUGGACAGACCUCCAUUCCCGCACGUCAUCUUCUGGCUCCACGUUGAGCGGCUGCCUAUCUCCAAUCCUAGCUGAGGCCGAGGCUGAUGAACCAGAGGAGGGUGGGCUUUCCAAUUCAGCUUCCCCAAGAAUAUACCCAAGCCCCACUAGCACGCGUUCCCCAGCCUUGGGCACUGGAGGCCACUGUCCCACGGUGGAGUUGCCUCAGCUGACUGACCUGACUGGGGCUAUCAGUCUAGAUGAGAGUGGCUACCCCCAGCCACCACAAAUUAAAUGCAAUGGUUAUCCCUAUGUGCCUGGACCCAAGGCAGAGGGCUCCUACUGUGCGCCAAUGUACGGACAGCCUUCUAUGGGCAUGCUGCGCCACCACACUCCAAUGGAGACCAUCCAGGAGAACAAGCCAGUCAGCUUCCAGCGCCCAGUGAGGGGCUAUUCAGAGAACAAUGCCCUGCAGAGUUUGCUCACUGGAGGUCCUCGAUAUUGCAACAAAGACACAGUCCUGAGCCAAGGACGGGAACCACACACAUUAAUGACACAGGGAACCAAUGGCAUUCACAGCCAGCACAACCACAAUCAGAAUCGUAGCCACAAUCAGAACCACAGCCAAGAGCAUGCUCGCAAUGCAAGUCUACACAAUGACCAUGACCAGAACACAACUCACCAUCAGAACCACAAUCAGGGUCACAAACACCAAGCCUGCCUCGACUACGCACACAGUCACAAGCCCCACCCGGCUCACGACUACGGUUCGAGUCAUGAUCACAAUCACAGUAAAGUAAAUCCUAGCCAUGAUCACAACCCUCACUCCACGCAGAGUCACCUGCACAACCACAAUCCCCACAACCCUCAUAACCCUAUGCAUAGCGGGCCUCACCAUCAGGCUCUUUCCCCGAGAGUGAGCACUGACAUCCUGCAGCCCUACAGUCUCAAGACCUCUAACCACUAUGGACCCCGUCCCCACCUCCCAACAUCCCCUUCUCUGCCCCCGAACCCUGCCGGCCUCAUGGGUGUUCCCCAGGACCCCUGCCGCCUGGCAUCCGCACCUCACCCUCGUCAUCAGCCUUACCCUGGAGCUCACCAUCAGGGUAUCACUGACUCCUGGCAUGGGUUCUACCCCAACAAUCACCAGUCAGGGAAUGCUGGUUUCCAACCUCAAAACUCCCAGAGUAGAAUGGCUGCUGACCUAGAGAUGGAGAAUGUCCCUAAUAGUCUAGACUGUGAUGUGGACUCUAUCCUGCUCAGUGAUUUUAUGAAUACAGAAAACAUGGACUUCAACUUUGAUGGUUCUCUGUCCCAGGGAGUGGGGAUGGGGAUGGGCAUGAGUCUAGGGGCUUUUGCAUGCCCCCCACCUUCACACAGCAACCAGAGCUGGGUGCCAGGGUGAACUUACGCCCAUACAUACAGACUCGUGACCAGAAAGCUCAUUCCCUGGGCUGGGCUGCUGUUUGGCUGUAGCCUUGGACUGACUGACUGACUGUGAUUCUGUAUCAUCAUUUUGUUUUCUGGGGACUCCCCACACUCCGAUGUUGUGCUCUUUCUCUUACUUAAAAGCCUUCUGUCGCCAUAUCGAACCUGCCCCCAGUUAGCACAGUGCUAAA